Molecule: messenger RNA, 15837 nt
Organism: Ictidomys tridecemlineatus (thirteen-lined ground squirrel)
Lineage: Eukaryota; Metazoa; Chordata; Mammalia; Rodentia; Sciuridae
Source: RefSeq, a predicted model, not a curated record
GGACUUGGGAUGGAGCAGUGGCUGUUGCCGAAAGCUCGGUCCUUGUCCCUGAUUCCAACCCAAUAACGGGGACAUGGAUUUGAGAAUAAAGAAAAAGAAGGCUUAUUGCUUUGAUAGAGAAGGAGAAGCAGGGGACUCCUGUCCCAAAGGCUGUGAUUCUGCCCAUCAGCAGGAACAGGGGUAUUGUGUAGAGGUGAUGCAGAGAAGUGAGAUUAGGGAGGAGAGAUCUGGGAGGAGAAACCCAGGGGAAAGAAAAUCAGGAAGGAGAGGUUAGGGAAAAAAUGUGUAAGUUUCAACGCCAAGAGAUGUAGUCAGAGCGUCCAGUGGAGCCCUGCUGCAGGGCCAGCUUCAGGGACACACUGCUGUCCGGCUUCGAUUGACCAGGGGACCUUUCUGGUUACAGCAUUCCACUUUCUCAGAAAACGAAACUGAAAUGGAUUGUGGUCAUGUGACAGGAGGCACGGUUUAUAGCGGCUGCCUUGAGGACUUUUGCUCUCCUUUUCAGACCUGCAGGGGAAGGGGCUCGGGCUGGAGAAGCCUCCAGUCAGAGGCAUGGAGUGUCCUCAGUGCCAGCAUGUCUCCCAGGAGGAGGCCCCCAAGUUCUGCAGCCAGUGUGGACAGAGGCUGCCUCCUGCAACCCCCAGACCAGGCAAGUCUCAGGGGUGCUGGGGUCAAGUGGGGAGGGGGGCCAGCUGUGCCUUCCAGGCCCACGGGAACUGGGCCAGCAGGCAGCCUCAGCCGCCGCCCCUCCCUGGCAGAACUCUGGGGGGGGGGCGUUUUUCCCCAGCGGCUUUGAGUGGUGGCUGGGGUGGCGUGGGUCCUGCUGCUGGUCUGCGUGCGGAGGAUUGGGGCUGGGGCUCCUCUGCUGUGCUGCAGGGCCUACGGAGCAAAAGGAAGAAAAAGAAGAAGAACCAGGAUGCUUCUGCUUCCUCGGAGCCAAGUUCCUUGGCCCUGUCUCCCUCCGGUCCCCAGAGUCCCGACUCGCCUUCACACCCUGGGUCUCCGGACACAGCCCUGGACCAAAGCCAAGCCCAGCAGGGACAGACUGCCCAGGGCAAGGGUGCAGAGGAGGCUCAGAACAGCCCAGUGCUCCAGGACCACUCUGAAGGAAAGGACCUCCACAACGCCGCGUCCUCUGGGGAUAGUGGCCCCUCCCAGGAGGUGUCUGACCCACCCACCUCUGCCUGCGAAGCCCACCCCAAGGCUGAAGGUGCUGCCCAAGGGCUCCCACUGCCCGAGUCCCAGGGGGACUCUAAGCCUCAGAAGGAAGCCCAGAGGGCCAGGCAGCAGGCGGGGGUCCCAGCCUCUGGGGAAGGUGAGACCAGGGACAGGUUGGCUGCUCCUGGAAGAAAGGCGGGCGAAAACAGCUCAGAGCCCACAGACCCUAGGAAACCGGAAGGGAGUGACAGAAAUUCCGCAGCUGCUGUGAAAAAGGAGAAGGAGCAGAAGAACCAGAAGGCCAGCUCGCAGGCCGCGCCCCCCAGCUUGCUGAGCCCCGAGGAGGGGGUCACCGUGUACUUCCACGCCAUCAUCUCCAAGCACUUCGCCUUUGACCCCGAGCUGCACACCGUGUUCAUCAGGGGAGGAGAGGAGCUCGGACGUCCCGGGUGGAGUGACGCUUGCGAGAUGUUCUACGUCGAGGACUUGCAGGAGAACGGGUCUCUCAUCGAGGGCAGCAUUGUAAUUCCCCGGGGGAGCCUGGACAGAGCCAUCCCUUACAAAUAUGUCCUACACCGUGGCCCCAACCAGGCGGUGGAGUACGAGUACAUCUACAAGCAGCCGCAGAGGGCGGGCGAGCACGUGAACCGCUGCCUGUGCAUCAAGGCCUCCCUCAUGCGCUCCGGAGAUUGGCAUCAGUAUGAUGACAUAAUCUGCAUGAAGCCUCCUGGGAAAUUACAGAAAUUACAGAACUUCUUCAAUGAUAAGACGAAGAAGGAUCUGGUGAAGGGCAAGCAGAUGGCGGCCGAGAUCAUGCUGGGCCGCAUCUUCAGCAUUCUGCAGACCUGGAACCCCAUCAACCUGAAGAACUUCUUCACGCAGUUCCGGCAGUUUUAUUCUGUUGUCCGAGCGCCCAUGAUUUACGAGGGGAAAGCACAGCCCUGGCUUAGCCUGGGCCUCGGAGAGCCAGAGGUGAAGAAGCACCUGUGGAAGUAUUUGAAAAAGCAGAUGGGACCGUUUCUGGAAGGGAAGAGUGGGGACGCCCUGCCUGGAAGCUGCCCUGUGCGGAGCAGGCUGAGGAUGGGCCUGGUGGUCCUUUUCCUGGUGGAAGAUGUCAAACUCUACUUGUCGGAGGGUGACCUGACCUCGCUGUGCUCCAUCCUCUGCCCCAGCACCUGCUCCCCAGACACCCUGCACAGCGACCUCAGCCACAUCCUAGGCACAUCUGAGAGGUACCAGGGUGUUUUGUCUGAAGUUUGUCAUGAUUUUUAUCUGAUUACAGAGUUAAGGGCUUGUCAGAGAAGGGCUGAGCCCACUCUGGGGAAAAAUAAAACCACAGUCAUGUCACCACUUGCUCCUGUCAUUUCCUGGCUUGUGUGCCAUUGCUGGUCUUUCUGGACCUUCCCAGCCUUGUUUUUCCUUGCCUUGAGUCCGUUCAAUGCUCUCUCUGAUGCCCUGGUCUCUGUCCCGGCUUCUUCACUCAGGAACCAGUUUCUUAGCUUCAUGGAGAGCAGGAAGCAGCUGCUGUGUGUGGAUGAGUACCUCUUCCGAUCCUGGUUCACUCUGCUGCCUCUGGGAAGCCUGGUUCCCUAUAUGGAAAACUCCACGGAAUACUUGAGUCUCGUGCCCGCUCGGGUCCUCGACUGUUUCCUAGGGACUCACUACAGGCUGCAAGGGCUUCAGGAGAUCUCUUACCAAAACGUGCAGAUGGGUAUCGUUUCCUCAUUUCCUCACGACUUCACUGAUCUCUCUGGAUACCUGGUGGGUAGGAUUCUGGAGAAGACAUCAUUAGAGUCCUAUUUGACCGUGUGCCUGAAGCUUCAUGAAGCUGUCUGCAAGAUCACCAAAACCCCGAAGUAUGUUGAGAUCCCCGCCUUGUCUGCCUGUGUCAUUGGCAGAGUCCUUGGACUUGGUCCUGCUGUGGACAUGGCAGAGGACCCAGGAGCUGCAGCCUGGAAAGGCUCAGUGACAAGUGUCCUGCAGGGUGUCCUGGCCACCACUAGAUCCUGGCUACGCGGGGUGUUUGUGAAGAGCAUGUUCCAGAAACGCUCAACUGUCCAGUUGUCGUAUCCCGAGGAGAUCCAGUCUCAGACCAGUGUCCUGGAGGGAGUCUCUUGUCAUGAUUUGCAGAAAUUUGGCAGCCUUGUGUCUGCCGUGAUCACCAAGUCCUGGCCCAGGAACAAUGGAGAGGCCGUGGACGACCUGGAUGAGAUUCUUAAACACCUGCUCACGGGGCCAGAUGUGAAGCAGCUCUUCAAGUUGUAUGGGACGGAUGAGAAGCUGUUAGACAACCUCACAGACGACGCCAAGAGGUUGAUGGCUGCUGCCAACUCUGUCUUCAUGAAGGUUGCUGGUGAAGUCCUGGAUGGGUCCAUAUUGAUCGGACACUUGGAGCUGAUCCUAAAGCACAAAACCCAGUUUCUGGACCUGUGGCAGUUAGAGAAAAAGAGUUUUUCAUUCCAAGAGGGAAAAUGUGACAUGAAAGAGACCCUGGACUGGAGGAUGGGAGAAGUCGUGUUUCUGAAGAGAGAGAAGAGACAGGUGGACAGCCUCCUCAAGCUGAGCAGGAAGGUGAAGCACCUCGUCCAAGUGGAUUUUGGAGAGAUUGAAGCAAGACACUCCGAAGACCUGAACCUCAAAAGACUGAAUGAAGCCAUAAUAGUGAGCCAGCCAUCAUCCUUGGCCUUCCAGCAAAUGACGCACUACAACCUGGAUCUCAGAGCCCAGGAAAUAGCUGGAAGGAUAGACUCGCUGAUAGACAGCCACAUCUUCCAGGUGUUCUGGGAAGAAGCUGCAGAAUCAUUGAGUCAUCCCAGAAGGAGAUCUCAAAGGCCAACCCUUGAACUUCUAGAAGCCUAUGAGUUCUUGUACUUGCCUUGUUACCAGAGGUUCAUGAAACUGUAUCAGGAUCUGAAGUCAGGAGAGGUCACCUUUGCAGAAAUCGAUGUCAUCUUCAAGGACUUUGUAGAUAAAUACAAUGACCUGACUUCAGACCUCCAGAUUAUGUGUAAAGUAGACCCCCAGGCCCAGAGAGGCUGGAUCUCGGAGCGCGUGGAGCAGAUCAAGGAGUACCAUAGCCUGCACCAGGCCAUCAGCUCGGCCAAGGUCAUCUUGGAUGUCAAAAAUAAUUUUGGAUUGACUGGCGACUUCAGUGUUCUUUACACUUUAGUAAACUUUUCCCUGCUGUACAAGCUGGACAAGAAGGCCGGCUUCAGCGAGUUCAUGGAGCUGCUGAAGGAGCUGUGGAAGGCUCUGAAAAACGACCCUCACCUGCCCAGCAAGCUGCGAGACUCUGCCAGGAACCUGGGGUGGCUGAAGACCGUGAAGGAAAGCCACGGGUCCAUCGAGCUCUCGUCCCUGUCCCUGGCUGCCGCCAUCAAUAGCAGAGGCAUCUAUGAGAUCAGGGCACCCACAAGUGACCAGAAGAUCUCCCCAGAUACCGUCCUGCGCCUGAUCCUCCCUGGGGGUCACAGUGGCCUGGAGCCAGAGCGCGCCUACUCUUUGGAAGAGCUGAAGGAUCUUUUAAACAAGCUGAUGCUGAUGUCUGGCAAGAAAGACCACAAGAAUAUGGAAGUGGAAAAGUUCUCUGAGGUAUUCUGCCACGUGCAGCGGCUCACGCAGGCCUUCCUGAACCUGUACUCGGCGGGAAACCUGCUGUUCCGGACCUGGACUGCCGAGGUCUACUGCUGCCCCAGGAACGGCGUCUCCAUCCGCAUAGACUUCCACUUGGAGUUGGUGAGCCAGCUGACAGAGAGUGGGGACGUCCCCCUGCUCCUGGAAGCCCUCUGCAGGCAGAUGGAGCGCUUCCUGGAUGACUGGAAGGAGCUGGUGAGCAGGAAGCGCAGGGAGCACUUCUACCUCAACUUCUACACGGCCGAGCAGCUGGUCCUCCUGAGCACCGAGCUCCGGAAGCAGAGUCCCAGCACAGCUGCCCUCAUGAUGCUGUCCUUCAUCAAAGACCACUGCACGCCAGCCGACGUCUUAAGGGCCACCGAGGGGUUCAGUGAGGCCCCCAGACACCGCGUGAGGACAGUGAUGGAAAAGUUACCUCCGUUGCAGUCCUCUGAGAUCGGCCUGGUGACCAAGCUGGGGGCCAUCAUGGAAGAGUCCCUGGAGAGCAUGAGUGUCUUUCUGCCUGGCUGCCUGGACCUGGAGGCCCUGGGCCAUUGUCUGGUUCGCCUGGCCAGGAUGGGCAGGCCUCCUGUGGAGCGGUCUCUCCCCGUGGGUCUGCAGGCUGGCCAGCCCAACCUGGUCUUGUGUGGCCACUCUGAGGUGCUGUUGGCUGCCCUGGCCAUCUACAUGCAGGCCCCUGGCCAGCCCCUGCCCACUUUUGAUGAGGUGCUGCUCUGUACCCCGGGGACCACAUUAGAAGAGGUGGCCCUGCUCCUGCGCCGCUGCCUGGCCCCGGUUUCCCAGGGGCACAAGGUCUACAGCCUGCUGUUUGCGGAUCAGCUGAGCUACGAGGUGGCCUGCCAGGCGGAGGCCCUCUUCCGCAGCCUGUGCACACAGUGUCCCCGGGAGGACUACCAGCUGGUGCUGGUCUGCGACGCUGCCCAGGAGCGCUGCUACCUGCCCUCGGCCUUCAGCCAGCACAAGGCCCACCUCAUCCCCCAGGCCUCGUCCCUCCAUGCCAUCCAGGCCUACCUGGCACGUCACUACCAGGUCCCAGCACAGACCCUGUCCGCAGCCGCUGUGUUCAGAGACCGGAUGUGUGUGGGGAUCGUGUCCUCGGAGAGAGCGGGAGUUGGGAAAUCUCUCUAUGUGAAGAGACUGCAUGAGCAACUGAAAAGGAAGUUAAACAGCAAAAAGGUGCCUUUAAAGAUCAUCCGGUUGACAGAGGCUCAGGUGGAUGAGAGCUGUGUCCUGGGCUCCCUCCUGCCUUUCCUGGAUGCUCAGUACCAGAAAGCACCCAUGCUGUUCCACUUGGAUGUGACUGCUUCGGUACAGACUGGAACUUGGGUCUUUCUUUUCAAACUCCUCAUUUUACAAUACCUGAUGGAUGUAAGUGGGAAAAUGUGGCUUCGGAACCCGCGCCAUUUAUAUAUCGUUGAAAUUCCAGAAGGAAAUUCAGGACUGCUAAAGCGGUCUUUAAAGCUGAAUCCACAUGCCCCCAAGUUCAGUUUUCUUGACAUAUUCCCCAAAGUCACCUGCAGACCUCCCAAAGAAGUGAUAGACAUGGAGCUGAACCCCGAGAGGAGCUUCCUGGAGCCUGGAAUGGACGAGCGAGAAUUCCGCAGUGCCACUUUCCAAAGACCUUUCCAAUACUUAAAACGAUUCCAUCAAAAGCAAAACCUGGACACAUUUCAAUACCAAGAAGGGUCUGUUGAAGGCACCCCGGGGGAGUGCAUCCAGCACCUCCUCAUCUACUGUGGGGUCAUCAACCCCUCCUGGUCAGAGCUCCGGAACUUUGCUCGGUUCCUCAACUGUCAGCUGAAGGACUGUGAGGCCUCUGUGUUCUGCAACCCAGAUUUCACGGGAGACACACUGAGGGGCUUCAAGAACUUUGUGGUCACCUUCAUGAUCUUCAUGGCAAGAGACUUUGCGACUCCAACACUUCACACCUCUGACCAGAGCCCAGGGAAGCACACGGUCACCAUGGAUGGGGUUGAUGAAGAAGACCUUGCCCCCUUUACACUCCGAAGGAGGUGGGAGUCAGAGCCGCACCCAUAUGUGUUCUUCAAUGGCGACCGUGUGACAAUGACAUUCAUAGGCUUCCAUCUCCGGCCCAAUAACAAGGGCAGUGUCGACGCCAUCAACCAUCUCAACGGGAAGAUAAUCAAGAGAGAUGUCAUGACAGCAGAACUGUACAGGGGGCUGUCGCUGCAGAGGGUGCCCUUCAAUGUUGACUUUGAUAACCUGCCCAGACACGAGAAACUCUUGAGACUCUGCCUGGCACUGGGAAUCCCAUGGGCCCUGGAUCCCGAUGAAACCUACGAGCUCACCACAGACAACAUGCUCAAGAUCCUGGCCAUUGAGAUGCGGUUCCGCUGCGGGAUCCCAGUUAUCAUCAUGGGAGAAACCGGCUGUGGGAAAACCAGGCUCAUUAAAUUCCUUAGUGAUCUGCGGCGUUGUGGUGCCCAGGCUGAGACCAUGAAGCUGGUCAAGGUCCAUGGAGGAACAACUGCAGCCAUGAUCCACUCCAAAGUCUGGGAAGCCGAGGUUACUGCCUUCUCCAAUAAGGACCAAGACCAGUUGGACACCAUCUUGUUCUUUGAUGAAGCCAACACAACAGAGGCCAUAAGCUGUAUCAAGGAAGUCUUGUGUGACCGGACCGUGGAUGGCCAGCCCCUGGAGGAGGACUCAGGCUUGCACAUCAUAGCUGCCUGCAACCCUUACAGGAAGCACUCCCGGGAGACCAUCUGCCGUUUGGAGUCGGCUGGUUUGGGGUACAGGGUCAGUGCCAAGGAGACGGCAGACAGGCUGGGCUCCAUUCCCCUCAGGCAGCUGGUGUACCGUGUCCACGCCCUGCCCCCCAGCCUGAUUCCUCUGGUGUGGGACUUUGGGCAGCUGAAUGACACUUCAGAAAAGCUCUACAUCCAGCAGAUUGUGCAGAGACUGGUGGACCACGUCAGGAUCAGCGAGGGCGAGACUCGUGUGAUCACGGAAGUGCUCUCUGCCUCUCAGAGGUUCAUGAGGAACACUAAAAGUGAGUGCAGUUUCGUCAGCCUCCGGGACGUGGAGCGCUGUGUGAAGGUGUUUACGUGGUUUCAUGGCCGCAGCGAGAUGCUCUUGGAGAAGUUGAACACCUUUCUCUGCGAGUCCCGUGCCAGCAAAAAUAACUUCAGGAGAGACCCCGUCCUCUGGUCCCUGGUGCUGGCAGUGGGGGUCUGUUACCACGCCUCCCUAGAGGACAAGGAGUCCUACCGCAGAGCCAUUUGCAGGUCCUUUCCAGAACCAUAUGACGACAGCAGGGUCAUCCUGGACGAGAUCACGCACGCACAGGAUCUUUUCCUGAGUGGGGUGCCUCUGAGGAAAACCAUAGCCAGGAACUUGGCUCUGAAGGAGAACGUCUUCAUGAUGGUCAUCUGCAUUGAGCUGAAGAUCCCCCUCUUCCUGGUGGGGAAGCCUGGCAGCUCCAAAUCUCUCGCCAAGACCAUCGUGGCAGAUGCCAUGCAGGGCCAGGCCGCACACUCCGCUCUCUUCCGCAGCCUGAAGCAGGUCCACCUGGUGUCCUUCCAGUGUAGCCCCCACUCCACCCCACAGGGCAUCAUCAACACCUUCAAGCAGUGCGCUCGCUUCCAGCAGGGGAAGGACCUGCAGCAGUACGUGUCUGUGGUGGUGUUGGACGAGGUCGGCUUGGCAGAAGAUUCCCCCAAAAUGCCCCUGAAGACUCUGCACCCCCUGCUGGAAGACGGGUGCAUUGAAGACCAUCCGGCCCCCCACAAAAAAGUCGGCUUCAUAGGUAUUUCCAACUGGGCCCUCGACCCUGCCAAGAUGAACCGGGGCAUCUUUGUGUCCCGCGGCAGCCCCAGUGAGAAGGAGCUCAUAGAGAGUGCCAGAGGGAUCUGCUCUUCAGACAGCCUGGUGCAGGACAGGGUCCAAGGGUACUUCGCUCCCUUGGCCAAAGCCUAUGAGAUGGUGUGCCAGAGGCAGGACAAGGAAUUCUUCGGGCUUCGAGACUACUACAGCCUCAUCAAGAUGGUCUUCGCCACCGCCAGAGCAUCUAACAGGAAGCCUUCCCCACAGGAGAUUGCGCAGGCGAUCCUUCGAAACUUCAGUGGCAAAGAUGACAUCCCCGCUCUGGACAUCUUUACGGCCAGCUUACCUGCGGCCAGGUGCAUGGGAGAGGUCAGCACCCUGGAGCUCAUUAAGCAGAACAUUUGUUGGGGCUCUCCAAGGGGGGCACUUGGAGAGCUGGAAGAUGCUGAAUCCCGCUACUUGCUGGUGCUGACCAAAAACUACGUGGCCCUGCAGAUCCUGCAGCGAUCAUUCUUCAGUGAGGACCAGCAGCCCGAGAUCAUCUUCGGUUCCAGUUUUCCCCGGGACCAGGAGUACACCCAGAUCUGCAGAAACAUCAACCGGGUGAAGAUCUGCAUGGAGACCGGCAAGAUGGUGGUGCUGCUGAACCUGCAGCACCUCUACGAGAGCCUGUACGACGCGCUCAACCAGUACUACGUCUACCUCGGGGGCCAGAAGUACGUGGACCUCGGGCUCGGCACCCAUCGCGUCAAGUGUCGGGUCCACCCCGACUUCCGCCUGAUCGUCAUCGAGGAGAAAAAUGUGGUGUACGAGCAGUUCCCCGUGCCCCUCAUUAACCGGCUGGAGAAGCACUACCUGGACCUCAGCUCGGUGCUGCAGGGGUGGCAGAAGAGCAUCGUGCAGGAGCUCACGCGGUGGGCAGAGCAGUUUGCUAAUGUAAAGGACCAUCAUCAGUUCAUGCCUGGGCACAAGUAUACCCCUGCUGAUGUCUUCAUCGGCUACCACUCCGACGCCUGUGCCUCCGUGGUGCUGCAGGCUGUGGAGAGGCAGGGCCCUGGGGACCCGUCCGAGGAGCUGUACCACAGGGUGUUCGAGGAGGCCAAGCUGAUCCUGCUGGACUGUGCCACGCCGGAUGCCGUGGUGCGGCUGAGCACCUCUGCGCUGGGCUCAUUUGCUGCACAGUCGCUGUCGCAGGAAUACUGGUACAAGCAGCAGCACCACUCCUUUGCCGAUUUCCUCCAAGCCCACCUUCGCACCGCAGACCUGCAGCACCAUGCCAUCUUCACAGAGGUCACCACCUUCUCCAGACUGCUGACGAGCCAUGACUGCGAGGCCCUAGGGGCGGAGGUGAAGGGCUUGGCCCCGAAGCCCGUGAUCCUGUCACUGCAGCAGUUCGACACCGAGUACUCGUUCCUCAAGGAAGUCCGAAGCAGCUUAGUGAAGACAGCCAGAUGUAAAAUCCUCAUCGUCCAGAUGGAUUUUGACGACGGCGCUCACAGUGCUCAGCUUGUUGCGUCAGCUAAGUAUUCUGCCAUCAAUGAAGUCCACAAAAUGCAAGGAACUCAGGGCUGUGUCUUCCUCUAUCUCAUCACAAAACUGUCCCGCAUGGGGAGCGGAGCAUCCUACGUGGGAUUCCAUGGAGGACUGUGGAGGUCUGUGCACAUCGAUGACCUCCGGAGGUCCACAGUCAUGGCCUCUGAUGUGACCAAGCUGCAGAGUUUCACCAUCAGCCAGCUGUUCGUGCCAGGAGGCAGCCCUGAGCCGAAAGGCAACCAGGAGGAGGUGAUGGAGGUAGAAACCAGCAAGUCAGGGGAGGUGACAGAAGAGGAAUUGGAAAGGGAAGGUCCUGAGGAGAUGGGGUGUGAGGCUGCGGAUCUGAGGGACACUGAUGCACAGGUCCUGGACACCACCCGACUGCUGCGGAGCUGUGUGCAAAGUGCCGUGGGUAUGCUCCGGGACCAGGAGAGCUGCCCGCGCAACGUGAGGAGAGUCACCGUCCUCCUCAGCCUCUUGAGCGGAGUCGGCAGGUGCAGUGCUGCGUUCUUGCGGAUAUCCAAGAUGCGCCUCUAUGUCCUUCUAAAGAAGCAAGAGGAGAACCAGCUCUGUAGUCUGAAGGAGUGGGUGGGGCGAGAGGCCGCGAACCAGGAUGCGCUCCAGGAGGCCGGCACCUUCAGGCACACCCUUUGGAAGCGAGUCCAAGGCAUGGUCACCCCUCUGCUGGCCAGCUUGAUCUCCUUCAUCGACAGAGACGGCAACCUUGAGCUUCUGAUCAGAGCACACUCCCCAGCCUGGGUCCAGGACAUGUGGAUGUUUAUUUUCCGUGACACUAAGUUCCUGAAUAUUCCGCUUGUGAUGAAUAACACAAGAUCCAAGAGUGAGAUGUCCUCCAUCGUGGUGCAGAACCAUAUGAGCCUUCCCGAGGGUGCUUGCAACAGUGUCCCCUUCAGCUGGAGAAUCAGGGACUAUCUGGACGAGCUCUGGGUCAAGGCCCAGUAUAUCACAGAUACAGAAGGGCAGUCAGAGAAGUUAGUGGAAAUUUUCCAGCAGACUCCCCUGGGCAUGUUUCUUGCCCAACUUCCUGAAGAUCAGCAGCAAGAGCUGGUUCAGUGCUACUCAAGGGACUUCCUGCUCUUGACCAUGAGAGUGUCCAACCAAGAGGAGCUGGAGUUUCUGCAGAUGGCCCUGUGGUCCUGCGUCUGUGAGCUGCGAGCAGCCUCAGGGAGGCCGGAGGACAGGCUCUGCUUGCCAUGGGUGCACCUGGCCUAUCAGCAUUUCAGGACGCGCCUGCACAACUUCUCCAGAAUUGUGACCACCCACCCACAGGUUCUGCAGAGCCUCACUGAAGCGGCACAGAAGCACGACAUCGUUGGCAGUGAAAUGACACUGGAUGUGUUGGCUGCCAUGGCCUGUGCUGAAAUGCUGACGGGAGACACCCUGAAGCCGAGUGCCCAGGCCUGGCUGCAGCUGGUGAGGAAGCUGGCCAUGCCGUUGGAGCUCGUGUGCUCCGACGGGUACUUGCAAGGCAGCGGGAGCGUGGCCAGAGCUGUCGCUGCGGAGCUCAGGACCCAGUGGAAUCGGGUUUUCCCCCUCGCACUCUUUGUGGAGCACGUGCUCCUGGGGACUGAGAGCCAGAUUCCUGAGCUGUGCCAGCUGGUGACCAAGUACGUCUUCUCACUGGACAAGUGUCUUCAAGAGAACUCCAACCUCAAGACCCAGAGGCCUUUUAUGGCUGUGAUGACCACACUCUGCGAGUGCAAGGAGCAAGCCAGCAAGAGCCUGGCCAGGUUUGGAGUGCAGCCGUGCCCCAUCUGCCUGGGAGAUGCUCAGGACCCUGUGUGUCUGCCCUGUGACCAUGCGUACUGCCUGCCCUGCAUCAAGAGCUGGCUCGUCCCCGGGCAGAUGAUUUGCCCCUACUGUUUAACCGACCUGCCUGACAAGUUCUCUGUGACAGUUUCCCAAGAGCACAGGGUGGCCAUUGGGAAACACGCCCAGUUCCGGCAGAUGUGCAACAGUUUCUUUGUGGACCUGGUUUCUACUGUAUGCUUCAAAGACAAUACCCCUCCUCAGAAGAGCGUGAUUGAUGGGCUGCUGUCUCUACUCUUCGUGCAGAAGGAGCUCUUGAGAGAUGCUCCCCAACGACACCGGGAACACACGAAGUCUCUCUCGCCAUUUGACGAUGCCGUGGAUAAGACUCCCGUCAUUCGCUCCGUGGUGCUGAAGCUGCUCCUGAAGUACAGCUUCGAUGCAGUGAAAGAUUACAUCCAGGCCUACUUGUCCCUGUUAGAGAAGAAGGCGUUCAUCACUGAAGACAAGACCGAACUGUACAUGCUCUUCAUCAACUGCCUGGAGGAUUCAAUUCAGGAGAAGACCAGCGCUGCCUGCACACAGAGUGAACUCCAGUGCCUGAGGGAGGAAGGCCGUUUCCUCCUGACCUGCUCCUCGGGGAGACGAGGCCAAGGACCUGCCACUGCGGCGUCUGUAGAGUACCUGCAGGAGGUGGCCAGGACCCGCCUGUGUCUGGACAGGGCUUCUGACCUCCUCUUGGAGCUUCAGGAGGGCUCAGAGCUGGCUGAGGAACAGCAGUGCUACCUGCGGCACGUCGAGCAGUUCUGCACCCGAGCGGGGAACGACUGGCACCGCGUGUACCUGGUCCGGAGGCUCGCGAGCCUGCGUGGGAUGGAGUUUGUGCAGGGCCUCUCCAGGCAGGGCCGUCAGUACCAGUGGGUGUUUCCCAAGGGAGUCAUUGCACAGCAGAAGGACCACACGGGCCAGAUGGACCGAUACCUGGUGCAUGGGGAUGAAUACAAGGCACUUCGUGACGCGGUGGGCAAAGCCAUGCUCAAGGGCAAGGCCCCCAGCCUCGAGGCUGCUCUGACGGUCUGCAGGAACAGACCUCGACAGGUGGUCUACCUGCUGCUGGUGCUGUACCGAGAAGUGGCUGCUCUCCACUGCUCCCACAACAAGGACCUCCACCCUAAGCCAGAGCAGUGCGAGGCUGUGAGCCGGUUCAUUGAAGACAGCAGGGUCCUGUCUCCUCCGGGGGUCAGGCCUUUCGCAGCAUCCCUCGUGGACCACAGUCUGCCCUUGCUGAGCACGGGCCCUGGUGACGAGAGCCUUGAAGGAACAGUGACAGAAAUGGCUGUUCAUGCUGCAGCUGUCCUUCUGUGUGGACAGAGCGAAAUCUUGGCGCCUUUGAGGAACUUGGCCUUCUCCCCGGCCAGCAUGGUGAAUGCUUUUCUCCCAACGAUGCCUGAAGACCUGCUAGCUCAAGCCCAGAAGUGGAGGGGUCUGGAAGGCGUCCGCUGGUACAGUUGUCCCAACGGUCAUCCGUGCUCUGUCGGAGAGUGUGGCAUGCCGAUGGAGCAGGGCUCCUGUGUUGACUGCGGUGCUCUCAUCGGAGGUGUCGACCACAGACCUCACGCCGGCUUCCUGAGCAUCAGAGCCAACACAGACAGAACCAGGACUGGCCAUGUGCUGGGCCACCCGCAGCACAGAGGUGUCGUAGUGGUGUCUGACCGAGAGCUGUCGCCCGUGGUCUUCAUCCUCAUCCGGCUACUCACUCAUUUGGCUAUGCUUCUGGGAGCCACCCAAAGUCCCAAGGCCCUGACAAACAUCAUCAAGCCUCCAGUGAGGGACCCAAAAGGAUUCCUGCAGCAGCACAUCCAGAGAGACUUGAAGCAGUUAACAAAGACACUGGGGAAGAGUGCCGACGAGACCACCCACGUGGUCCACCUCAUCCUGCGCUGCCUUCUCAAAGAGCAGUGCUCACUCCCUGGCCAGAGACAUUUAAAUUUUGAUGCAGAACUGUCAACCAAAGAAUGGAGAAACAAUUGGGAAAAACAUGUUGCAUCUCUUCUUCUACCUGAACUGGAGCAUCUAGACAAGACCCUGCUGACUGUGAGCACGCUCAUCAGCCAGGAUGAACGUGUCAGCUCCAACCCCGUGGCCAAAAUCAUAUAUGGUGACCCAGCGAACUUCCUGCCCCGACUGCCCCAGAAAAAUGUGGUUCAUUGCUCAAAGAUUUGGAGCUGCAGGAAGAAGAUCACAGUCGAGUACCUCCAGCAUGUUGUGGAGCAGAAGAACGGCAAGGAGAUGGUGCCCAUGCUCUGGCAGUUCCUGCAGAAGGAGGCAGAACUGAGACUGGUGAAAUUCUUGCCUGAGAUUUUGGCCCUGCAAAGGGAUCUGGUGAAACAAUUCCAGAAUGUUCCAGAAGAUGAAUACAGUACCAUCAGGAGUUUUAUUAGCAGUCACAGUUCAGAUGGGCUGAGGCAGCUGUUCCACAACAGGAUCUCCAUCUUCCUGUCCACGUGGAAUGCACUGAGGCGAUCACUGGAGACCAACGGUGAAAUCAAGUUACCCAAAGAGUACUGCAGCUCCGACUUGGAUUUGGACACAGAUUUUGAGGUCGUCCUGCCCCGGCGUCAGGGCCUUGGUCUCUGCUCAACUGCGUUAGUCAGCUACUUGAUUAACCUACACAAUGAAAUCAUCCACACAGUGGAGAAGUUCUCCAAGGAAAAUAACAGCUAUUCCGUGGAUGCCUCUGAGGUCACUGACCUGCAUGUCAUCAGCUAUGAAGUGGAGCGGGACCUGAUUCCACUGAUCCUCUCCAACUGCCAAUACCAAGUGGAACAAGGCGGGAAGACCUCACAGGAGUUCGACCUGGAGAAGAUCCAGCAGCAAAUUAGCAGCCGCUUCCUCCAGGGCAAGCCCUUGCUGACCCUCAAGGGGAUACCCACGCUGGUGUACAGACAUGACUGGAACUUCGAACAUCUCUUCAUGGGCAUCAAGAACAAAAUGGCACAGAGCCCCCUCCCCAGCUCGGCCAUAGGUGCCAUCAGUGGACAACUGCAGUCCUACAGCGAUGCCUGUGAAGCCCUGUCUGUUGUAGAGGUCACUCUGGGCUUUCUAGGCACAGCUGGUGGGGAUCCAAAUAUGCAUCUGAACGCGUACGUCCAAGAUAUCCUUCGGAUGGGUGAUCAAACGACUCCAGUUUUAGAGGCCUUAAGCAGGGGUCAGUUAAAACACGCUAUUGCCCUCUGGCAGUUCCUCUCUGCUCAUAAGUCGGAACAGCUGCUGCGACUGAAGAAAGAUCCUUUCCGGGAAAUCAGUUCUGUGUUCAAAGCCGACCUCAGCCUAGAAAGUGCUAAGCUCCUCAGCACCUUCCUGAAUCACACAGACCUGGAUGCUUUCCUCCUGGAGCUCCAUGAAAUGAUGGUGUUGAAACUAAGGAAUACCCAGACCCGGGACAGCUUCAACCCCAAGUGGAGCCUGAGGGACACUCUGGUGAGUUACAUGGAAACCAAAGACAGUGACAUUCUUCCGGAAGUGGAAUCCCAGUUCCCAGAAGAGAUCCUGCUGUCUAGCUGCGUGUCUGUGUGGAAAGCAGCAGCUGCACGGAAACAGGACCGGCAAGCAAGAUAGGACUGUCCACUCUGUUUCUGGAUACACUGCAGACAUGGCUCCCUCCCCUCUCUGUGCCCCUGGGGGCACCUGGGAGGAAAGUGUUGGCACAGCACUGAAGUCAAGGCCAGCACGUCGUGUGCCAGCUUACAGCUUUUUUGAAAGACAAGCCAUUUCUGGAACACAUGCAGAUUCCAGGAUUCUCGUGUUAUAUAUGAAUACGGUUCAGUAAGUGGUGAGGAUGGCAAUUAUUUGGAAAUGGAAAUCACCUGCCACCCUGUGCAUUUGAAGAACAGAAACAAAGGGACACACCAGCAGAGACCUGUGUCGGGCCUGUAGCCUCUUCCUCCCACUGCCACA